Messenger RNA from Lactuca saligna, 860 nucleotides. Lineage: Eukaryota; Viridiplantae; Streptophyta; Magnoliopsida; Asterales; Asteraceae. The record is from the annotation of a GenBank genome assembly.
AUGGAGAGCGCCCUCUUGUUGGCGCCCAAAUUAGUUUCCAAUCCAAGCAGAGAAUUUCGCAGCAAUGUAAGGCAAUUUCAGAGCUCAUUUUGUGGCAAAUCGAUAGCUAUUGUGGAAUUUACGAGAACUGAUGCAUAUACCAACCAUAAAAGCAUCUCUAAGAUCACUUCGUUGUUUUCACUUGGGAAGAAGAAGGUGAAGACAAUCAAGAGAGAGACUGUUAUCCCAGAUCCAGAUUAUAGAAUACCGAUUGUUCUUCUUGGUUUUGCUGGGGGUUUAGUGUAUGGAGAUAAUCUAUUAGCAGCUGCUCCUGUUGGUCUACUUGGCUUACUUCUACUCUUUCAGACGACUAGAGUGAAGUUUGUCUUCGAUGAUGAAGCUCUGGAAGUGAAAGUGGGAGAAGAGCUGGAUGAAUCGGGUGAAAAUGUCUUUGUUGGUGGCAAAAACCGUUGGAAAUACUCAUCAUUUGUAAACUGGGAGCUUUGGUGGCCAAAUUUCCCGAUUUUGGUUUACUUCAAAGAAACACAAACAAAGCCUGAAGGACAAAUCCACUUUUUCCCAGUGAUUUUUAAUGGGAAACAGUUAUACGAUGUUAUGGUGGAACGAGCGGGCCCUUCAAAGACUAGUGGCCCAAAUUAGUAACAUACUUAGAUUUAUUUGUUUACUAAUACCAUCAUGUUUUCAUUUCUUUUUAUUAUAGUAUUGUACUAUCAAUUUUUUUCCUUAUUAAGUAAUUGUACUUUGAAAAAGUCUGUGCAUUUAUAGUAUUGUAUUUUCAGUUAUUUCUUAUUAGGACAUUGUACUUUCAAAAUUAUAUCUAAGUAUAACAGCAAAUAUUGCUUUUUAUUUGUGUGACAAUA